This is a messenger RNA of Asparagus officinalis (garden asparagus), 1395 nucleotides long. RefSeq names its product BES1/BZR1 homolog protein 4-like. Gene Ontology annotation, biological process: DNA-templated transcription; brassinosteroid mediated signaling pathway. The record is from RefSeq and is a predicted model, not a curated record. Gene Ontology annotation, molecular function: DNA-binding transcription factor activity. Lineage: Eukaryota; Viridiplantae; Streptophyta; Magnoliopsida; Asparagales; Asparagaceae.
GCGCAAAAGGACCCCAGCGUUUAAAGCGGCAUCCACUCAUGGCUCGUCUUCCAUUAGUUUAACUCCCUCCAACUCCUUGAAAAACGCAAGCUUUGCCGACGAAUCUCAUCUGAUCACUUGUUUAAAAAAUAAAAAUCCCCACAAUCUCCACCAACCAAUCGAGCGAAAACCUGAUCCCAACUCGAUCCGACCGCAUCCGAUGAUGUCGGGGACGAGGAUGCCGACGUGGAAGGAGAGGGAGAACAACAAGCAGAGGGAGCGCCGGCGGCGAGCGAUCGCCGCCAAGAUCUACGCGGGUCUGAGGACCUACGGUAACUACAAGCUCCCGAAGCACUGCGACAACAACGAGGUCCUCAAGGCCCUCUGCGACGAGGCUGGAUGGACCGUUGAGCCCGACGGCACCACCUACCGGAAGGGAUGCAAGCCGGCAGAGCCCAUGGAUGUAGCGGGAACUUCAGCCUCACCAAGUCCAUGCUCAUCAUACCAACCAAGCCCAUAUGCCUCGUAUAAUCCUAGUGCUGCCUCCUCUUCCCUCCAUAGCCCAGCAUCUUACGUCAAAAACACCAACAAUCCUAUCAAUGGUGUCCCCGACGCGAACUCUCUUAUACCUUGGCUAAAAAACCUCUCUUCAGCAUCUUCAUCCUCUGCCUCUUCAAAACCCCCUCACCAUAACAACCUCUACAUACACACUGGGUCCAUAAGUGCACCGGUGACUCCUCCCCUUAGCUCACCAACUGCUCGAUCCCCACGAAUGAAAACCGAACCAUCAUGGCAUCCCGAGACCCACUACACAUUCCUACCAUCUUCAACCCCGUCGAGCCCCGGUCGUCAGAUUUUACCUGAGCCCGUGUGGCUUGCAGGGCUCCAGCUUAAAUGGGGCCAUCGAUCGCCCACCUUCAGCCUUGUUUCACCGAACCAAUUUGGGGCUUUUUCAAGGGAGGGAUCACGAGUGAAGGGAUCUUCCGAGAUGUGGACCCAGGGACAGAGUGGGAUGUGUUCGCGCCCGUUAUGCCCGCGGGGACCCCGCCGAGGCGAUGUUCAUAUGAUGGAUUGUGCGUCCGAUGAAUUUGCGUUUGGGAGCAGCAGUAAUGGUGAAGUCCCUGGUGGAAGUUUGGUGAAGGCAUGGGAGGGGGAGAGGAUACACGAGGAUUGUGGGUCUGAUGAGCUCGAACUCACUCUUGGGAGCUCGAAGAAUCGGGCUGAUAUUUGAUGAAAAAGCAAGGGGAGUAUCAUCGACGUCUGUUGUUCAGUUUAUCUAUUUAACAUGAAAUGUUUAUUUAUGAUAUCAAAAGAGAGAGAGAGAGGGAAGCAGGGAUUAUGAUUGUGGUUCUUGCAUGCAGCCUCCAUCCUCUUUCAGUUAACUGGGAUGGUAAAAUUAUGGGAAAAAGUUGGUAU